Molecule: messenger RNA, 648 nt
Organism: Meriones unguiculatus (Mongolian gerbil)
Lineage: Eukaryota; Metazoa; Chordata; Mammalia; Rodentia; Muridae
Gene: Neurog3
Product: neurogenin 3
Exons: 1
Coding region: 1-648 (215 amino acids)
Molecular function (GO): protein dimerization activity
Source: RefSeq, a predicted model, not a curated record
AUGGCGCCUCACCCCUUGGGUGCGCCCACCACCCCAGCGCCCCGAGAGACCCAGCAGCCCUUCCCCGGAGCCUCGGACAGCGAAGUGCGCAGCCCCAAGUCCAGCACCCCACCCAGCCCCGCUCUCAUCCCGAGGGACUGCUCCGACACUGAAGCGGGUGAUUGCCCAGGCAGCUCGAGGAAGCUCCGCGCCCGGCGCGGAGGGCGCAGCCGGCCCAAGAGCGAGUUGGCGCUGAGCAAGCAGCGGCGGAGCCGGCGCAAGAAGGCCAACGACCGGGAGCGCAACCGCAUGCACAACCUGAACUCGGCGCUGGACGCCUUGCGCGGCGUUUUGCCCACCUUCCCGGAUGACGCUAAACUUACAAAGAUCGAGACCCUGCGCUUCGCCCACAACUACAUCUGGGCGCUGACUCAGACGCUGCGCAUAGCGGACCACAGCUUCCACGGGCCGGAGGCCCCCGGGCCCUGUGGGGAGCUGGGCAGCCCGGGAGGCGGCUCCUAUGGGGACUGGGGCUCCAUCUACUCCCCGGUUUCCCAGGCGGGCAGCCUGAGCCCCACUGCCUCGCUGGAGGAGUUCCCUGGCCUGCAGGCGUCCGGCUCCCCCUCCUGUCUGCUCCCGGGCGCCCUGGUGUUCUCGGACUUCUUGUGA